This is a messenger RNA of Biomphalaria glabrata, 2675 nucleotides long. RefSeq lists its product as uncharacterized. The record is from RefSeq and is a predicted model, not a curated record. The coding region runs from base 421 to 1248 and encodes 275 amino acids. The transcript is spliced from 4 exons. NCBI's taxonomy places the organism in Eukaryota, Metazoa, Mollusca, Gastropoda, Planorbidae.
UCCAAUGGGACAAGAGAAAAGGGGGGGGGGGAUCAUUUUGAAAAAUAACGAUUUCUUAUGUCUAGAAAUUCUGUGUAUGGUAUUUUCUUUCAGGACAAAGUGGGUCAUGCAAGCGACAGGAUUGACCUAUUCUUGUUCUUUCCUUUCCCUCUGACUAAGCGCACAUUAUAUUUACUUGACAUCAAGAUCUGUAUGACAGAUUGAAGUCAUGACAAUAAAACGGUGACACUGAAAGGUAAAAUUGUUGUACAGUGUGGCUCAGGAUCAAUCAUUACAGGCAAGGACCUUGUCGAGUGCAACACUCAACGGCAGCAUGGACCGUGAUCGACGCCCCACAUCCUGCUUUCGCCGGCCCCCAAUGUUAUAUGUGUGACGACCUAAUUCGAUGCCAAGUUUUGUAGAUGAAAUCAAGUCUGCACAAUGUCACACGCCAAACCUCCCGGCCACAAUUCCUCCAGCGUCCAGCGAGCGUCGAGAAUCAACAGCAUUGAAUCCGCCAGAUUAGAGAAACAGAUCAAUUAUUUUCAACAAUCUUUCCUACACCAAUGUCGACUGACCAAUCGGGCAAUACGAAUAAUUUGCAUGUCGCUGGAGUCAAUACGGUCUUCUAGCGGGCACAGUUUAGAGACAAGAAGUCCAGUUGAAACUGCGGAAUCAUUCUCAGAGACGGAGAGUAAGUCGCCGUUCUUUCUUUACGGCGAAAGGAUAUGGAGCAGAAAGAAAAGGAAGUUGUACAAAUCUCUCUCUGCGUCCAACAGACUAUCGUGUCGGUGGGAGGAUGUGCAAUCGCCACAUGAGCCGGAAGACAUUCCGGCUGCUUCAAAACAAGAUGCUGCAAGUGAAAAACGUCCACUCACGGCGGGCAACUUGCAAAAUGAUGUCAUUGACCAGGAAACAGAAAAAGGAUGUCACCUCGGAUCACGUCCGAAUUGGGAAGACGAUACGGAUGAUGUCACCAAGAAAAUUUUCAAGAACCAGGCAAGAGCGGUGGAAGGCAGGCGACACGCAGUGUACCAGUCGUCUGGUGAGGUGAUGGUGGCCCAAGCGGCCAGAAACGUCCGUGGACUGGUCAGACAAAUUAAAAUUUCUGGCGUACCUGUCCUUGCUGACAGCGAUGCUCCGGUAGCGGGAGAUCGCACUGACCUCAGGGUAAAGUCUGGCCUAAGGGCAAAGUCUGGCCUAUCUCAUAGAUCUAGUGACAAUCAGUCAACAAAACUGAAUAAGGUCCGCCAAGAAGAAUAUGGAUAAAUAUGAUCUAGACAGCUUUGAUAUGAAAAGAGACUAUCAAAACAACAUAAAUUUGUGGUUUGAAAAUGACAUCCUUAUAUUAAAAUCACUCUCAAGACAUUUUGCAUACAUAUUCAUAUAUAUAUGAAUAUAUAUACCAAUAUACAUAUAUAUAUAUAUAUAUACCAAUAUACAUAUAUAUAUAUAUAUAUAUAUAUAUAUAUAUAUAUAUAUAUAUAUAUAUAUAUAUAUAUAUAUAUAUAUAUAUAUAUAUAUAUAUAUAUACAUGAUAGCAUUAUCGCCUGUUAUUAUUUGUUCAAAUAAAAGGUAAUUAUAAUCUCUGACUACUCUGAUUAAUAAAUGAAAAACGAAUCUCUAAUUCGUAUUCUUGAACUAUAUAUAUAUAUAUCUCCAGUUUAAUACUUUUGUUUUGCCCAAACUAGAUGCUACUUCUCAUCUUUAAGCUUGUUCCAAUAGUAACCGCAAGUGAUGUCCUUUCUGCAAAGCUUCUAUCAACUCACUCUGGUACAAUUUUGUUUCUCCCACACCCGUUCCUUGAUCAACUUGAAACUUUGCGACAAUUAUUUGUUGUGCCUAACAAAAUAUGAAUCAAUAAAAAAAAAAUUAGUGAAUUAAUUGUUAGUGAUUUAUUAUUUUCCUUGAAAUCGAAAAAGGGUAAUAAAUGCUGCUUGCUAAGAAAUGUUGCUGUAUAUUUUAACGUUUUGUGUAUGUUCCUUCUCUCGUUUCCCAUUCUCGGACCAAGUUGAAAUGAACAUUUACAUAAUUAGUCAUAGUCGAUGAUAAUACAAAACUCAAUAAAACAAUAUAACCUAUUAGUUGAUCAAUUAGCGGCAAUUAAUUUCAUUAGUAUUAUUAUUAAAAGGGAGCUAAUUCCUGCAGUAUUGAGACAUACUACAGUAAUAUUGCGGUUCUUUCCCUUAAAUACGCUUCUAUUUUGUUUUUUAAGAUUUUAAAAAAAUAUUUUGCUACUUUGAAAGCGUACAUUAAUUAUAGUCCAACUGAUAUAAUAAUAAGGCUUGUCUUCGAGUCCGAAGAUUCGUGAGGAAUGCAGUAUUUCCCGUGGCUGCGCAGCCCCAGCUGUGACCUACAUAUUUUGCCACAUGCAGGGCAAGCAUAACCAUUGUCGGCAAUGAUAUAUGUACCCGGCAUAUAUAUGUAUAUAUCUAAUUAUAUCCCAAUGUCCAUGAUAUAUGCAUAUUAUACAAAUAUAGGACCAAAAAUACACUAUUUUAUAAUAGAACUUCAUGAAUCAAUUAGAGAUCUAGCUCAUAAUUAAUUAAACUUUAUAGACGGUUCGAUGUUGCAUGACUAGAAUGUUGAACGAUUUUAUUUUUUGUUUCAUUGAAUAACCUUUUUGAUCAUUAGGCUAAUUACUUUAAGCCUGUAACCUAUUGCCCGACAUAAAAUUGUGACAAUAUUUUUAUAAA